AUGCAGCAAGCAGUGCCUCCCAAGCGUAGCGGUUUCCGCACCGCCUGGCGCUACACCAAGGCGGUGGUUGGCUUGACCUUAGCCGCCAGUGUCGGUACCGUCGCUUACAAGGUGUACCAGGAGUCCCGCCCUGCUGACCAGGUCAAGCAGGUGCCAUUCUUUGAGAACGGCCAGAAGAAGAAGACCUUGGUCAUCUUGGGCUCCGGCUGGGGCUCCAUCUCCUUGUUGAAGAACUUGGACACCUCCUUGUACAACGUGGUUGUUGUUUCCCCCCGUAACUAUUUCCUUUUCACCCCAUUGUUGCCUUCCUGUCCUACCGGAACCGUCGAAUUGCGUUCCAUCAUCGAGCCUGUGCGUUCUAUCACCAGAAGAGCCCCUGGUGAGGUCAUCUACUUGGAAGCCGAGGCCACCAACAUUGAUCCUGUCAACAACGUCGUUACCAUCAAGCAGUCCACCACCGUCCACUCCGGCCACUCUGGUAAGGAUACUUCUUCUUCCAAGUCCACUGUCUCCGAGUACUCGGGUGUGGAAGAGAUCACCACCUCCUUGAACUACGACUACUUGGUCUUCGGUGUGGGUGCCCAACCAUCCACCUUCGGUAUUCCCGGUGUCGCCGAACACUCCACCUUCUUGAAGGAAAUCAGUGAUACUAUCACCAUUAGAAAGAGAUUGAUGGACUGUCUUGAAGCCGCCAACAUCUUGCCCCAAGGUGACGAAGAAAGAAAGAGAUUGUUAUCCAUUGUCGUCUGUGGUGGUGGUCCAACCGGUGUUGAAAUUGCCGGUGAGCUCCAGGACUACAUUGACCAAGAUUUGAAAAGAUGGAUGCCUGAAGUCGCCAGUGAAGUCAAGGUUACCUUGGUUGAAGCUUUGCCAAACGUUUUGAACAUGUUCAACCACAAGUUGGUUGAGUACACCAAACAAGUUUUCGAGGACACCAACAUCAACUUGAUGACCAACACCAUGAUCAAGAAGGUCAGUGACAAGACUGUCACUGCUCAAAUCAAGAAGAAGGAUGGUUCCAGUGCAACUGCCGAAAUUCCUUACGGUAUGUUGAUCUGGGCCACUGGUAAUGCUCCAAGAGAUAUCACCCGUAACUUGACUUCCCAGAUCGAAGAACAGAAGAAUGCCAGAAGAGGUUUGUUGGUUGACGACAGAUUAUUGGUUGACGGUACCAACAACAUCUAUGCUCUUGGUGACUGUACUUUCACAAAGUACGCUCCUACCGCUCAAGUUGCCUUCCAAGAAGGUAUCUACUUGGGAUCUCACUUCAACAAGUUACACGAAAUCGAAACCACCAAGUACACCUUAGCCAAGCCAACCGCCGCCGACAACACCGAAAGAUUGGCCAAGAAAUUGGCCAAGUUGCAAGAAAAGUUGCCAAUUUUCAAGUACAACCAUCAAGGUUCAUUGGCUUACAUUGGUUCUGAAAGAGCUGUUGCCGACUUGGUUUGGGGCGGAUGGUCCAACGUGACCACCGGUGGUACUCUCACCUUCUUGUUCUGGAGAUCGGCCUACAUCUACAUGUGUCUCUCCGUCAAGAACCAAAUUUUGGUUUCCUUAGAUUGGUUUAAGGUUGCUUUAUUCGGAAGAGAUUGUUCCAAGGAAUAG
Messenger RNA from Suhomyces tanzawaensis NRRL Y-17324, 1608 nucleotides. RefSeq names its product NADH-ubiquinone reductase (H(+)-translocating) (gene NDE1). Gene Ontology annotation, molecular function: NADH dehydrogenase activity. The coding region runs from base 1 to 1608 and encodes 535 amino acids. The record is from RefSeq and is a predicted model, not a curated record. NCBI's taxonomy places the organism in Eukaryota, Fungi, Ascomycota, Pichiomycetes, Serinales, Debaryomycetaceae. The transcript has a single exon.